Hibiscus syriacus is the source of this 524-nucleotide messenger RNA. RefSeq names its product probable histone H2A.5. Lineage: Eukaryota; Viridiplantae; Streptophyta; Magnoliopsida; Malvales; Malvaceae. The record is from RefSeq and is a predicted model, not a curated record. Gene Ontology annotation, cellular component: nucleosome. Gene Ontology annotation, molecular function: protein heterodimerization activity; DNA binding; structural constituent of chromatin. The transcript is spliced from 2 exons. The annotation marks the transcript as partial.
AUCUUAGAUUUUUGUUUUUUUUGUUUGGUUCCAAAAAAAUUAAAGCAAAUUAACGCCUUUCAAGCUGUGGAGCUGACGUCAAAGCCAACCGGAGGCAGGAGGGGAGGAGACCGGAAGAAGGCGGUUUCUAAGUCGGCAAAGGCUGGACUCCAGUUUCCCGUCGGUCGGAUUGCUCGUUACCUCAAGAAUGGACGUUAUGCACAGCGUUACGGUGGCGGCACUCCCGUCUAUCUCGCCGCCGUCCUUGAGUAUCUAGCUGCCGAGGUUUUGGAAUUGGCGGGGAAUGCGGCACGUGAUAACAAGAAGAACAGGAUCAACCCGCGACACGUACUGUUAGCGGUGAGGAACGACGAGUAGUUAGGGAAGCUUCUUCAAGGAGUAACCAUCGCAAGCGGCGGAGUUCUUCCCAACAUUAACGCCGUGUUGUUGCCCAAGAAAUCGUCCUCUUCAUCUGAUAAGGAUCAUGCUUCCAAGCCCAAAUCUCCUAAUUAAGCCUUUCACAAAUUAAGGUAAUGUAAAUACCA